AUGGAACUAACCGAUGGCAUAUAUGUGGUUGAACUUCUGAAUCAUGGGAUGGUUCGUUUGGGUCCUGAGCGAGUUUGCAAUGAAGAGGAGUUCGAGGAGUGGAUUGCGGAUGGAAACGAUGUUGAGGAGGAGGAAAUACCAUUAAUCAACGGGUUGGAAAGGGUUGAUAUUCAUCAUGAGGAUGAUAAUAAUGGCGAGCUCUUGGAAAGGGAGUGUGUUAUAUGUCUACAAAGUUUAAAAAUAAUGGAGAUCAAGGAAGGUGACAAUGAAAGUCUAAAGGUCGAUGAUAAUGUUGCUACUGAUGUUGGUACUAUAACAAAGUCUCUUGUGAGGUUGCCUUGCAAACAUGUGUUUCAUGAGACUUGUGUACUUAGAUGGCUCCAUACAAAUUAUGUUUGCCCAUUCUGCCGGUUUGACUUGUCUCAACUCGACGCUAGUGAUGAUUCUGACGACGAUAGUGAUGAUGAUUCUGAUGAUGUUAGUGAUGAUUCUGAUGACGAUAGUGAUGAUGAUUCUGAUGACGUUAGUGAUGAUUCUAAUGUCGUUAGUGACAUUCUGAUGACAAUAGUAGUGAUGAUUCUAAUGACGUUAGUGGUGUUCCGAUGA
Chenopodium quinoa (quinoa) is the source of this 606-nucleotide messenger RNA. Its product is annotated as E3 ubiquitin-protein ligase SIRP1-like. Gene Ontology annotation, cellular component: cytoplasm. Gene Ontology annotation, biological process: protein ubiquitination. Gene Ontology annotation, molecular function: ubiquitin protein ligase activity. Lineage: Eukaryota; Viridiplantae; Streptophyta; Magnoliopsida; Caryophyllales; Amaranthaceae. The transcript has a single exon. The record is from RefSeq and is a predicted model, not a curated record. The coding region runs from base 1 to 606 and encodes 201 amino acids.